CCCACAGAUUAGCCUCUUUAUACCCGUGAAGAAUUCGACGGUAUUUUGCAGUCGACUUCCGUCAUAUCUUUUCCCUGACUAAUGGACAUCCUGGAGCUGUUUACAGUGCACUUGGCAUGAUUCACAAGGUAAGUCCUAGUUAAUGAUUAUGGACAACGAAGAGGAGUCUUUCCCCUUUCUCGAACAAACAGAAGUUAAACGGUCUUUUGUAGACCGACGAACGCUCCGCUACCAUGCAGCAGACGUUCUCCGAGAAGUUUUGAAGAAUGGAAGCAUUCAACGUGACCUUAGCAAUGACGGCAUUUAGAACAUGUUACGAACGGGGAUGGUUGCACUCGGAACCCCUCGAUGCCGAUGCGAUCGAUAUUGUUUGUGUGUUUCCAACGAGACUGAAUGCUAAGUAUAUUGAGCACUAUCUCACUGCUUCUUCGGUCCCGUUCCCCAUACAAAGAUACCCCACCAUUGAGGAUUUAGCGGAAGCGGUACUAAGGAAAUUUCCGCUAAGAAAUAUAUCAGACCUAGGGGCCAGAUCUGUAAGGAGUUUUCCUCCUUGGUCUAGUCGUGCAGUCGACUUCCGUCAAAAUAUAUCAUCCACAACGCGGGUAGGCACUGGAGCCAUUAUAUGGCCUGUCGAAGUUUGUUACCAAGACGAAUUCUAUCGGUGUUUACAGGAGGUUCUCGGAUUUUCGUCGAACGUAUCUAGUGAAUGGUUGGGCGAUGGCGAUGGCCGCAUCGAUUUCAGACUUGCUGACGUCGCAUGGGGUAUCGAACUGUUGCGAGACGGAGAUAGACUGCACGCCCACUGUUCACGAUUUGUGAAUAAUGGGAGCUAUACUCCGUGGAUUCAGAAGGGCUGGCUGCGAAACUGGUUGAUCAUAGAGUGCCGGACUUCGCCUCCGCGCCCUUACAAUGUCCCGGGUACCAAGCUUUGGAGAGCUGUGUUCGCGGAAGAUUUUUCGUCUAUGGAAAUCUUAGAUGCCUCUAACCCCUAGUGAUUUUCUCAGUACAGUGGAACUGGCUACUAUUCUAUAAAUAUCAUGAAUCAAUAAUAUAACCUUCUUUGCUAGGCCAGAUCAAGAAAACCCAGAGCUAGAGACUGGUUGCAAAGCAACAUACGGGAGUAAAUACAGUAUGA
Molecule: messenger RNA, 1135 nt
Organism: Paecilomyces variotii
Lineage: Eukaryota; Fungi; Ascomycota; Eurotiomycetes; Eurotiales; Thermoascaceae
Exons: 3
Coding region: 267-992 (241 amino acids)
Source: RefSeq, a predicted model, not a curated record